Maniola jurtina (meadow brown) is the source of this 2974-nucleotide messenger RNA. RefSeq names its product peptidyl-alpha-hydroxyglycine alpha-amidating lyase 2-like. NCBI's taxonomy places the organism in Eukaryota, Metazoa, Arthropoda, Insecta, Lepidoptera, Nymphalidae. Gene Ontology annotation, cellular component: membrane; extracellular region. The transcript is spliced from 5 exons. Bases 91 to 1203 code for a protein of 370 amino acids. The record is from RefSeq and is a predicted model, not a curated record. Gene Ontology annotation, molecular function: protein binding; catalytic activity. Gene Ontology annotation, biological process: peptide metabolic process.
AACGCGCAUGCGUGAUGGCUAUUAAGAACCAACAAUCAAUACGCUAUAACACCAAAAGAAUUCCUACGCCAAAUCACAGAAUUAUCAAAAAUGUGGCCGGUACUUCUGUUAGUUUUUUCACUACACGGAUUUUAUUGUGAACCAGAAACAGUAAGGGAUAAUUUUGACUACUUUAGCUAUGGAAACGAAGAUAAUCUUUUGAAAAGUCUCGAUCUUCAUCUGCCAAAAGAUGAAAUUGUGUUACGACCGCAAGAAGUAAAGGAUUGGCCACAACAGUCGCUGAAUGUGGGCCAAAUAACUGCCGUCUCAAUAAAUUCUUUGGGACAACCUGUAAUUUUCCACCGGGCCGAAAGAGUGUGGGACGAAAGUACUUUCAAUGAAUCCAAUGUAUACCAAAAUCUCGACAAAGGACCAAUUAUCGAGGACACAAUAUUAGUACUCGAUCCUCAGACUGGAUCGGUGCUUCACAGUUGGGGGGCGUAUUCGUUUUACAUGCCCCAUGGACUUACUGUUGACCAUCACGACAAUGUGUGGGUCACUGAUGUGGCUAAGCAUCAAGUUUUUAAGUACACGCCAAACAAUCACAAAUACCCAAGCCUAACAAUUGGAGAAGCAUUCACAGCUGGUUAUCCCUACAGACACCGAGUUCUGCUUUGCAUGCCAACAUCGGUAGCAGUGGCAACGACAGGCGAAAUCUUCGUCGCUGAUGGAUACUGUAACAACCAGAUAUUGAAGUUCAAUGCAGCUGGAACACUUCUCUUUGCCAUUCCAUCUUUCUCUGACACUCUUACGUUGAAUCUUCCACACAGUGUCACAUUGCUAGAACACUUGGACGUAGUUUGUGUGGCAGACAGAGAGAAUAUGAGAAUUGUAUGUCCUAAAGCUGGAUUGAAGAGUUACAUCAAAAUGCUGGAGCCUGCUACUGUGAUUGAGGAUCCGACGUUGGGACGAGUUUUUGCUGUGGCAUCACAUGGCGAUAUCAUCUAUGCAGUGAACGGUCCAACGUCUCAGAACAUCGCAGUGAGAGGAUUUACCGUCAAUGCUGUGAAUGGAAAUAUUUUGGACACUUGGGAGCCAGCCACGGGGUUCACAAAUCCACACUCUUUGGCUGUAACGAGAAACGGAUCCCACCUCUACGUAACGGAAAUAGGACCAAACAAAAUAUGGAAAUUCGAACUAACCGACGUCUACGAUAAAAAGUAGAGAAUUUAUUAGUCACUUCGCUGUAGGCUUUAACGAAAAAAAAAAUAGUUACCGCUUUAUAUUGGCGCGAAUAUGAUUCGCAUUAAAAAUUUAGAUGAAAUCUUUCCAAUAUGUAUUACUCUAUACCUAGUAAAAUAAAAUUGGGGUUAUAACACAAUGCAAUCGCAAUCAAACUGAUCGUUUUUGAUACUUUGUAAUACCGAUGAUGAUCGUAGAAUGAAAGAAUUCCAAUCGAAAUUUCUUAUUAACUUAAUAGGUAAGGAGAAAACGUGGACAAGACGUUGAAGAAAAAUUCCGCGCGCGUUACUUGCUAGAUUUGUAGCAAGCCAAAGCAUACAAUAUUCGUAUGAACGAUAGAGAUCAUCGUAGGAGAAAGAGUAGUUAGUUUAAAGACGAUUGCGAUUGCGAGUGUGUUGUGCAAUUAAUCCUUUUGAAAAAAUUAAAAUACGUAAAAAAAUAAAAUAAAAUAUGUAAUAUUCUAUUAGUGUAAUGCAUUAAACCAAGGUACUACGUAAAUAAAAUUAAUAUAAUUAAUUAAUAAAAUAUAUUAUAGUACUAUAUUUAUUUUUUCACGCUGGUAUAUUUUGUUACUGCUUACCUUUGUAGAAUAAUUUUAAACUCGAAGUAUUUAAAAUGGGCAAUAAGUAAGUCUAUCAAUAUUUAAUAAUAUUAUGAGAAAAAUUAUAAAAAAAAAUUUUUGAUCCUUGCUUUGCAAUAUUUUGACAUAGAGCAUAGAACUAGACUUGCAAAGUAUUGUAAGUAUUAUAUAAUAGGUAUUGUAUUCAAUGGAAACAAGUAGGGCCAAUAAAAUCACGCACAUAAUUAAAAAAAAACGAUUAUAGUAGAUUGAAUGUUUGGUAAGUUUGCAAUUUGAAAUAUUGGUAUACGAGUAUCUUUCCGACAUAAUUUCAAAGCAAAGCGUCUAUUUCCAAGUUUUCGGAAAGGCCGCUCCAACCUUUGACGACCACCCUGGCGCAGUGCUCUUAUAAGCAGGUUUCGAGUUCGAUUUCCGGCUAGGGCAAUUUGGGGAUUUUUAACAUCUAUCUUGAUUGUGUCUGGUCUGGUCUGGUGGGAGGUUACGGCCGUGGCUAGCUACCACCCUAACGGAAAAGCACUGCUGCUAAGUGAUUUAGGGUUCCGUACUAUGCCGUGUAGAAGUUUAAUAAAACUGCCUUAUCCCUUCCAAGUUAGUCCGCUUCUAUCUUGGCAUCAUCACUUAUCACCGGGUGAGAUCGCAGUCAAGUGCUUGAGACUUGUCACGUAAUGAAAAAAUAACCUGGAAUUUCCAUCAGACAUGAUUGCCAAGCACAAGCCUAAAUUGAGUAAAAAGAUUCUUAAAUAUAUAAUUAACAACAAUGCAUUUAUGUGCGUAAGUUUUAUUAUUCCAUUUACCUUCCUUUAACAUCACUUUUGUACCUUUUGGGAGUGAUUUCGAAACAGUAAAUUGAUUCAGAUAGGUUGUUUCAGUUUUUAUUUGCCUAAUCAAUCAAUCAAUCGAUACUUUUUUCUUUGAUCCAUGGUAAUAAGUCAAUGAAAUACAUAUUACUAAUGUUAUAUUUUUUAAUAUAAAGCAGUAUAAUUUAUGAUUUUGUUGGGAAUGGACUUAAAAAAACAUGAAAUGAGGCAGACUAGCUAUCGAAGAGCAAUUGAUAUGUAUUUAUUGUAAACUUAAUAAAACUAAGGACCAAAACUGGAUUUGGUAUAAUAAAGAUAUCUCGAUAGUGUAAAAAUAAAAUUAAAAAUAUAGUAAUAAAACGAAUAAUACAAAUAA